UUUUAGGAAGCAUGGGUAUUGGAGAAAAUGUAGACUCUGGCUCCACGGGGAUUGAUAACUAGUGACAUUGUCAUGCUGUUACUACGAUGAAUCCCAAUGAGAAGGCACUAUCAAACAAGCGAAAAGCAAAGCGUGUCAACUCAGAGCCUGAUGCCUUGUCAGCACUUCGUACCAAGGAGAGAAUGGCGACAAGUCUCUCUGAAGGGAGUAAUCAGGAGUCAGAUUCUCAAAACCCCGGUAUCAUGACGCGGAUAAAGGGACUAAAGAGUGACAUAAUGAAGAGGGUGAGCAGAGUUAUGUCAGAUGAGGAUAUGAGGAAUUUACGGACUAUCAGAAGCAAACUUUCACACAUCGAGGAACCCCAAAAUUCAGCAGCAGUCCAAGAGGUCCAAGACCCGAAUCAGAAGCAGAAGAAGAGCGAUCAGUCACUGCACGAUGUGUAUAAACAGCUGUAUAUUAGACAGAUAACCAGUGUUGCCCCUCCAACUAACGCUUCACAUGUUUUAAAAGUAACAGACGAACAAUUGACCGAUGUGAAAAGGAAAGCAUUUGAAGUGCCCAAAACAAGGAUAACUGAUAAUCCGACUAAAGCUGAUACAGUAAAUACGGACGAGUCGGAAUGCGAGAUUAGCCAAGUUCUUCAGGCGCUGAAAGAAGGAAAAGCUGCAAACGAAAUCACUUGCUCGCGUAAUAUCGUCCAACGUACGGUUACGUUAGAACGACUGAAAGACUUUCCCAUCCAGAGAGAAGAGCAAGGUGGACAGUUUGGAUUGAGAAUAGUGGGAGGUAAGAAGAUGGCUGGUGGUACUCUGUGUGCCUUCAUCGCCUCCAUCACUCCCGGAAGUGCAGCAAGUCGGUCACCUGAUCUCCACGAGGGUGACCUUGUUUUGAGAUGGAAUGCCACCAUGCUGAUUGGUUUAACGUACGAAGAGUGUCAAGCUCUCCUUGACGACUGUCAUUCUGUCGACCUUGUUGUCUCCAAUUUCCUCAGGGGCAGCUACAGGAGGUACCGACCGAGAUCCUCCAACACCAGCAGGACGGGGAGUGUUGAGAGUAUACUGAGAGGAACUACUAACAAGUGGAUCACUCUUACUAGGAGGGGUAUACACGCUAGACAGUCAGAUACAAGUCGAACAACAGACGACUCUAACACGAUUGAAGAGAGUACAGAGGAUGAAACAUCGGGAUUAUCGAAAGCAGACCAAACAUCUAAAAUGAAGUUGGAGAUGAGACUGGUUCAUGUUGCCAUGGAGAACAGGUUAUCAGUACACCUGAUCCAGGCAGCCAACAUACCCUACAGAGACGGUAUAGAGGGUAUUGAUAUCUUCUGUAAACUUUACUUACUUCCCGAUAUCAGCAUGAGUGCAGAUGCCAAAAAACGAUCGAAGACUGCAGUGCGGACAUACAACCCUUAUUGGAACCAGCAUUUUGAGUACCAGCCGAUUCUUGAGACAGAGUUGUCCGAUAAGAAGCUAGAAGUGACGUUGAUGAUGCACCACUGGCUUCAGAAGGAUCAGCCUUUAGGCCAGGUUGAGAUAAAGUUAGGUGACAGGAAAGUUCUCUCUGGACAAGCUGACUGGUUCUACCUCCAAGCAGCCCCAACCGACUCACUCACCCCCACUUCAAGUGACAGGAAGGAACAACCUGAGGGUUCCAGUCAAGUUGGAACAAAAUCUUUAUCAGAAAUGAUGAGGGAGAAAGUUCCCAUUCAACAUCGGACCACGUUCAGUACUUUUGAUUGCAAGAAGGAAAUAGUUCCAGAUAUCAGACGGACAGCUUCGGACUCGACCAAACCAGCCAAACCUCCUAAACAAAAGUCAAAACAGCAGCAAACUAGCGACGAGGAGAGUUCGGAUAAUGUGUUUAAAUCUGCAGGCAUUCACACCCACCUGUCUAACAUUAAAGAGUCUGACGAACAAAGGCCCCCUAUUCAAGUGAGAGGAAGCCCGAGAAGACGGCCCCGGGUUAUCCGGAAUAAAUCCACUGCAAAAGAACACCGCAAAUCUGACGGAGGCACAUAUACCAGACAAUGUAGCAACAGUUCCAACGAGAUGAUAACCGUAACCUCAGAGUCAGAAAUUAACAAGCUCCGGCGAGCUGGGCGGAGUAACUCGGAGGAUUUAACAGCGACAAAACAGCACAGAAUAUUACCCAAGACACCAGACAGAGCCAAGAGGGGCGCUGUUAUGACCCUCCCUACCAAGAGGAUGACUUCUCCCUUACUUGCUACUCAGGCUGAGAACUUUUCUCCGACUAGGGUCAGUCAUAAGGUGAUCCUGACAGCCCCCUCCUCCGAGGAAUGUGGAAGUUCCUCUACUGACAGUGUUUCCUCGCAUCUCACUGCCAUACACCGUCCAUCUCCCGAAGGAAGACCUCUUAUCGGUACCGGAGAACCAUCCUCGCAUCUUGGACCUGGUCAAAUAUCUGUGGCUCACCCAGAAGUACAGGGGUCGCUGGUAUUAACACUGGGUAUUCACAAGAUGAUGUUAACUCUGGAGGUAGUGCAAGCCAAUAACCUCCCUGCUCGCCCUAACGGUCCUGCUCCAGAUACCUACGUGAAGACUUACAUCAUGCUGGAUCACAACCGGUCACACAAGGAGAAAACAACGACUGUUCGUUGCAACUGUAACCCCGUGUUCAACGAGAGAAUCACUUACAUUGUCAACCCUACCAACCAAGUUAUUCAGGUAAUGGUGUGGGACGAAGUGGGGACACUCCGUCGGAACGUUCUCCUGGGCGAGAUCCUGAUAGAUCUGGAUUACAUCUCCACCCACGGACCCCUACAAGGCAGAUAUAAACUGUUUCCACCCACUUUCUCUAAACCUCCAUAGUUUAAUCCGCCAGUAAAGUAGAUAUAUACUGUUUACAUUUUCUAAACCACCUCCUUAGCAGUCCGAGAUACACAUUCUAAAGUUAGAUUGAGAGCAAAACUCAUUCUAGCAACUUAAUCUACCAACUAUAAGCACAUUUAAAUGGCAGAUUGCAAGAAGUUAAUAUUAAAAUGAUCACUUGGUUGCUUGCUCUGAAGAACCUUGGAUGCUAUAAAUUAUAUCUAUCAGACAUAAAUUUGUUACUAUAUAAAUAUUAAUUAAGUAUUUCUUACGGAAUUGCAUUAAGACUUGGUGGGUUCUGUUACGAUACCUCCACCAACCGCAACUAUAUAAAUAAUCACCAGUUAUUCUUUCGGUAGUUAUUUUAGAUUAACCUGAUUAUUUUUAUCUAAUGUUUGAUUUUAUUUAUUUCUCUUAACUUAUUGAAGUAUUUUAGGACUUUCGCGAAAAAGAAAAACUGUUUUUACUGUAUUUAUUUCGCUUAAUUAAGAGUUAACGUUAUUUUAUUUGGUUUAGCUGACAACUCAAUUUGGUCCAAAUAAAUU
Bolinopsis microptera is the source of this 3376-nucleotide messenger RNA. Its product is annotated as regulating synaptic membrane exocytosis protein 2-like. The record is from RefSeq and is a predicted model, not a curated record. Lineage: Eukaryota; Metazoa; Ctenophora; Tentaculata; Lobata; Bolinopsidae. The transcript has 23 exons. Gene Ontology annotation, cellular component: cytoskeleton of presynaptic active zone; presynaptic membrane. Gene Ontology annotation, molecular function: small GTPase binding; transmembrane transporter binding. The coding region runs from base 87 to 2831 and encodes 914 amino acids. Gene Ontology annotation, biological process: regulation of synaptic plasticity; regulation of membrane potential; calcium ion-regulated exocytosis of neurotransmitter.